ACUAUAUAUAUAAAGAUCGCCGGGAGUUUCCUAAAAUUCACAUUCAGUGACUUAUACUGAACAAUGGUUAACAUGAGCUAUCAGCAAUCUCAACUAAAAUACAUACAUACUCCAAACCCUAGACAAUCGAAAAAGCGAAAUAAUAAAAAGAAAAGGACAUUUUGGGACGAGAUAUCACCGACAACACACAGACAGACUUGAUUAACGGGAUAUUUUUUUUAAAAGAAAAAGGUAAGUGCGCUUAAUCAAAUGUAGAGCCUUUCUGUACUUUGUAUGUCGUCAAGUAUCACAAUUAAGGAAAAAAUUCGUAGUCAGAAUAAUUGGGUCUUUCGUAACACCAUUGUUUUUAUACUAUGCCACUUUGAAUUAAUGCAGUGUAGCGAUCGGCCGCUUGGUGCCGUAUUCUCACGUGAUAGACGGGGAGCAGCAAUUUAUCAAUGCUUAUUAUGCAUUUUAGUAACACUUAUUAGCCAUGACUCCACAUAUCUAUUGGUGUUAAAUAUGUGGGGGGAAAGCUGAUUGUUGUUGAUACUCCAGGUCCAGUGUGUACCUGUGUGGAAGCAUAUCUGUACGUUGCGACUGUUUGGUGAGAUGACUGCGGAGUGGCUGCACUUGCCCCCACCGUAUCCCCCAGGUGUGGGGCCGCUGUGUGGCGCGGAGCUGGAGGCCUGGUACGAAGACCUGCAGGAUAUCCUGGGCUCUGAUACAGGUGGGGCCAAACAUGCCCGUGCCCCACCCGGUCCUGAGAAGGAGCCGGAGUUCCUGGAUGUCCUCGAAAGCUGCUCCCUCACCUGGCUGACAGAUGGCCAGGUGUGGGGCGAAGGGGUCCAACAAGUUGUGGAGGAGGAACCACAGCAGCUGCCCAGCCACAGAUCCUCCUCGUCCUCUUCAUCUUCCUCCUCCUCCUCCUCGGGGUUGAGUCCCCCUGCGGCAGACGGCGGUGGGGAGGCGGGGGGAGACCUGUUGCCCCCAGAGUUCUUUGAGCUGCUGAGCGAGGGAGGGGUGGGAUUGGUGGAAGCAGGGGGUGCCGAGGUGAGCCACUGCUACCACCCCAGCCAGCAGCCCCCUUCCCCCGCGGUCAGCGAGGACGAGCCGCCCUCUGGCCACGAGGACUCCUCCUGCUCCUCCACCACCACUUCAGCCUCUCAAUCCCCCGCGUUAGUAAACAGCUCUCCUCCUUCUUCCCCCUCCUCCCCACCCGCCGCAGUUCUGCCGCGGCUGGGGAAGCGCAAGAGAGGUGCGGAGAGGGGCUGCACAGCCUCCCCGGGCCCCCCAGCCUCUAGGUCCUCCUCAUCCGCCAAGAAGAGCCGGCGGGAGCGGGAGCAGGAGAACGAGAGGAAGGUGCAGGAGCUGACGGAGCAGAACGAACGGCUGAAGGCGGAGAUCGAGAGGCUGGCAGAAGAGGUGCAAAGAACAAGACGGGCUCUCAUUGAGAGGCUAGUCAACACCUGCAAGUGAUGUUGAAUUGGGUGGGGCCAUGCCGAAGGAAGAGGGGGUGGGGCUUUUUUUUUUUUUUUCCUUUAAGAUGGGGGGAUGCAGGCCAGGGAUAGGACAGAUGAAUGAGAAAAGAUGGAAGAAUAGACUGAGAUAAAGAAGGUCAAGAAUGGGAUUUUAUGUGUGUCGUCUCCACCCGUCUUUAGAGAUGAAUGGAGAGAGAGCCAAGCAGUGACUUUUUCGUCCGUUACUGAAUUGGGCGGGAAAAACAUUGAGAAAUUGAGGUGAAGAUUUAAAAGGUGGACAGGAUAGGUGAAGGGCCAGUAUUGUGAAAAGCGAUCUGGGUUGAGAGCAAUUCGAGUGUCGGUGACCGGAGAGCGUUGUAUUCGAAGUUGGUACGGAAGUAUUCUCGGAAAGGUCUGUUCAGUGGGGAUGUAUACAGUAUUACUUCCCGGGAAAGUGGCAUGGCUAAAGAAUGGCAGGGUUGAAAGCAGAACGAAUGUAACUUUGAAGAGAGAAACAUAAGAGGAGUGUGUAUGGUGUGUUUAAAUGUAGCGUGAGUGCAAGUAUUCACCCAAAACCUUAUCACUUGUAAUCUUAAAGGGCUUCUACUUCAGACCUCCUCAUUUCGAUGUCGGUCGAGGUCUACGACGGGCAAGAUCGAAUGGUUAAACUGUUUUCCAGCCGUUUGCUGUGUGGUUGAUUGGAUUUCGAAAAAGAAAAAAAAAAAAAAGAUUCUCUGGCAUUGUGACCACUUUGCCUAAUGUGUGCUGUUGGGGUUGGGUCUGGUUGAGGUGGGGGAAAUACUGAAAGGGUUUGAGUACCAGUGUAGUUUGGUACAAACUGCCUCCGUUAUUUUAUUUAGGGUUAACUGGGCACUAACCGUUUUUUUUUGCCACCGAUGGCUCUGUACUUAUUUUUAUAGUAUCCUGUUAUAUAUCAUGAAUCCACUUAAUUCAGUAUUUUCAUUAUUAAAAUUGUAUAUCUAACAAAUGAGCUGCAUGCGAAUUAUUAAAUGAAAAUGCUACUCUUUGGAAGCAUAUUCAAGUUCUGACUUGUACUGUACCUGUGCAUUUAAUAUUAAAAUUUCAUUUAAUUUCAAA
Paramormyrops kingsleyae is the source of this 2537-nucleotide messenger RNA. RefSeq names its product DNA-damage-inducible transcript 3 (gene ddit3). The record is from RefSeq and is a predicted model, not a curated record. Lineage: Eukaryota; Metazoa; Chordata; Actinopteri; Osteoglossiformes; Mormyridae. Gene Ontology annotation, biological process: ER overload response; negative regulation of transcription by RNA polymerase II; intrinsic apoptotic signaling pathway in response to endoplasmic reticulum stress. Gene Ontology annotation, molecular function: RNA polymerase II cis-regulatory region sequence-specific DNA binding; DNA-binding transcription activator activity, RNA polymerase II-specific; protein heterodimerization activity. Gene Ontology annotation, cellular component: CHOP-ATF3 complex; cytoplasm; CHOP-ATF4 complex.